AUGGAGUAUGCUGGUCCGGCUUGGUGGACUUCUUUGCGAGGCGAGGUGGAUGGGUUGGAGUCUGUUCAGAGAUGGUGCACCAGAAUUCCCUACGGUGUUAGGAGACCUGACUACGCAACAAGGUUGAGAGUGCUCGAUAUGCCCACAUUUGAACAACGACGUGCGAGAGGCGACUUAAUAUUCUCCUACAGAGCGGUCCAUGGUCACUUUGGUCCGGAUAUUAUGAAUAUGUACCGUAUGAACACGAAAAAUUUACGGGGCCAUGGAUUUAAGCUCGCGAAGGAAAAAUUCAGGACUACCCAGAGGCAAAUGUUUCUGUCAAACCGAGUGUUCAAUGUUUGGAACUCCUUGCCUGAAACCGUCGUAGAAUCGUCUUCAGUGAAUAGCUUCAAGAACAGCUUUGACAGAUGGGUGACCUCGUCGUGA
Messenger RNA from Coccinella septempunctata (seven-spotted ladybird), 426 nucleotides. RefSeq lists its product as uncharacterized. The coding region runs from base 1 to 426 and encodes 141 amino acids. Lineage: Eukaryota; Metazoa; Arthropoda; Insecta; Coleoptera; Coccinellidae. The transcript has a single exon. The record is from RefSeq and is a predicted model, not a curated record.